AUGUCGUUCCAGCCGCUGUACAAGUAUAUCGACCGAGACAGCCUUGCGGAGCAGGUGCGCAAGACUGGCUCCGAUACCAAACAGCGCGAGGUCGCCAUUGUGGAUGUCCGAGAUGACGACUUUGAAGGAGGCAACAUCCUCAAUGCGCGCAACCACCCAUCCUCCACCUUCCCGGAUCAAGUGCAAGAUCUGAUCUACGGGCCUUUGAAGGACUACAAGCAGGUGGUGUUCCACUGCCAUCUCUCGCAAGCGAGAGGACCGAAGGCCGCGGGACAGUAUGCGCAAGCCAGGCAGGCCGCCGUGGAGGCGGGAAAGCUGGAGAAUGAAGGGGAGCAGAAGCAGGAGGUGCUCGUGCUCCGGGGCGGCUUCAGCGAGUUUCAGGACAAGUACAAGAAAGACCCUGCCGUGGUCGAGAAGUACGAUGCUUCCGCGUGGGAGCACCGCGACUGA
Messenger RNA from Kalmanozyma brasiliensis GHG001, 450 nucleotides. Its product is annotated as Rhodanese-like domain protein. Gene Ontology annotation, cellular component: cytoplasm; nucleus. NCBI's taxonomy places the organism in Eukaryota, Fungi, Basidiomycota, Ustilaginomycetes, Ustilaginales. Gene Ontology annotation, molecular function: protein tyrosine phosphatase activity. The record is from RefSeq and is a predicted model, not a curated record. The coding region runs from base 1 to 450 and encodes 149 amino acids. The transcript has 3 exons.